Molecule: messenger RNA, 987 nt
Organism: Pyricularia grisea
Lineage: Eukaryota; Fungi; Ascomycota; Sordariomycetes; Magnaporthales; Pyriculariaceae
Exons: 1
Coding region: 1-987 (328 amino acids)
Source: RefSeq, a predicted model, not a curated record
AUGUCUUCGCAGACUCAGCAGCAGCUUUCCCAGGAGCACGUCACUCUGACCGUGGCCACAGACAACUCUUCUCGCACUCGUUACCCGCAGUCGCCAGUGCCGCUUCCCGCCAUAUAUGUCAAGGCAAUCGAGCGCUUGAAUGCGCAUAAGAACUUUCAGGCCCGACUAGCCCCGGCCUCUUCCAGCUCCUCGUCGGCAAUCUCGCCUUCAUUGGCCUCCAAGAACGCCAAGGCGAAGUCGUCCUCACCUUCCGCUGCUGAAACUCUCGCCACCGGCAAGACUACUGGCUCCGGAAUCAACAAGAAGAAGAAAAAGAUCAAGAAAGAUAAGAAGAAGAAUAGCAAGAAAUCAUCCAAGGAGCCCGAGAACAUCGACGAGUCCGAGGAAUCGCAGGAGGUCUCCAACGCCGUGAUCAAGCUCGAGGGUCCCCAGAACAUCGACAAAUGGCACACGUCUCUCAUGUUCGCUCUCGGACCUCUCCAUCACUUCGUGACCCAGCGCUUCGAGGAGCUUGUGAGGCCUCCGGUGGAGGAUGCGGUAGCUCGUCGCCAGUGGGACGCCGAUAAGAAAUCAGCCGGGAAGACGCUCAAGUCGUCGCUCAAGAAAGUCAAGAAUCUCCUGAGAGACAGGCUCGACAAGUCUUCGCGAGACCAGAAGGAUCCCUUCAAGUUCUACAGUGCCGUGAUGCGGGUCAUGCGAGCCGAGGCCGACCGCAGCAGCUUCACUUCGAUGCUCGUCAAGCAAGCUUGCGACUUGAAGGUCACCAACUUUGAUAACCUCGCCGCCUACCAAUCCCACAUGAAGGAGGUCCGCUGCAAGCUGGCGCUGCUGAGUGCCUAUCCCGGUGACCGCUUUAUGGUUCUCGCUGCCAUCAACGGUCUGGGUACCAAUAGCUUGACAGAGGGUAUGCUGCAGGUGGUCACUGCUCCGCCCAACAACAGCGAUGGAUUGAAGGACCCUUCUGCCAUGGGCAGUAUCCCCGAGUAG